AUGCCCGUCACCUCAUAUGACUCCGCCUCCAUGGGGCCCAAACGAGCCCCUCAGCUUGUCCUUCAGGCACGCCCCAGACGCAUAUCGCUGCAUAAUAUCUUCGGCGAUGAAGUCGCCGACCGGGAUCUCCUAAAGCCUCUCACUGACGAUGCCGCCCCUCAUCAUAUAAGCAUCAGCGGAAUCAGUGCCUUCCUGGUCGCUAUCAAACGACCGUUGUCUCUGCCAGGCUUCGACACCCUGUAUGAGCUUAACGACGCCGUUCAAAGCACCCUCUUCCGUGCUCCUGUCGCAUCACUGAUCUCGUCUGCCGACGACAAGUCAUCUUCUACCACAACGGUGGUCUACGACAAGAUACCGGCGGCGAUCCGCAUCCUCGGCGCAAACCCCGGCAUUCAAGAUGAGUCUACCAGCCUCUGGCGCCAUUCUUCCCGGGCCGGUUCGCAGAAUCGCCGCCGCAGCGGCGACAUUGGCGUCGAAGGAGCCAAGACCACCACACCGCCCGCCCCUGGUGCUCAUAUCUCGUUCUGGCUGCUCAUCGCCAAUACCAACCUCCACCCGUCUAUGACAGACAUCAUCUCCAAGACGACCGGCACAUUCUACCAGAGUGCAACGACGCCAUACCUCUCGGUCAACUACUGCAUCCGCGAGCACUGCAGCCACCACACGACGGACGAGUGUAGUGGCGUUGCCGGACUGGCUAGGGCGGGCGAGGCCGGCCUGUACAACCGGUACCUGCUCCGUGAGGAGGUGGCGUAUGUGCAGGAGCAGUUCGAGAUCGAGACAGCCGACGUGGUGCACUUUGCGGUCGUGCUGGGCUGGAGGUCCUUCACGCUCUGGCGUUUCACGCCUAACUCGCCGACGGGAAUCAUCAGCCGUCGGUCUAUCGAGAAGGCCUUGUCGCAGCCGUCGAGAAAGGGGAGCCGCCGGGAGGGUUUUGAUUUCGAUCGCGGCGCUGCUGCUGCUCAUUCCGAUACGGCAGGCAGGGAGAGUACUACGAGGGGCACCCAGGAGCACGACAAGAGACAUGAUGUCAAGAACAAGGAUGAGACAAACACUGGCAAGGGAGAUCAAAAGGGAGGUUCCUUAGACGCCGGGACAUAUUCUCGCGCCGACGCCGGCACCGCCUCUCUUGUGGCGAAGACUGCGAAUCCCAUGGCAAUGCCUGCGACGAGCCAAGGUAUGUUUUCGAUGGGUUCCAGACUGCGACAGAAACAAGUCGAGUCUGAAGGCAAACCCAGAGCUGAAGCCAGUGACACAGCGCACCGCCAGGAGCGCCAGCAGAAAUACCACGACAAGAGACUCCACGGCCUGGGCUGGGACGGAUGCACUAUGUCGUAUCUGCUGGGCGGGCGCACGACGAUACGGGCCGACGUCACCGAGCUCGCACGCUUCAUCAACGCCAUCCACGCAUGGGGCGAGGGCCGCCACGCCGCGGGGGUCGUGGAGGAUGUGGUCGCGUUGUACUCUUAG
Molecule: messenger RNA, 1470 nt
Organism: Phaeoacremonium minimum UCRPA7
Lineage: Eukaryota; Fungi; Ascomycota; Sordariomycetes; Togniniales; Togniniaceae
Exons: 1
Coding region: 1-1470 (489 amino acids)
Source: RefSeq, a predicted model, not a curated record